GUGUUCGUGAUGCCCUUCCUGGAGGGAGAUCCAGGUCGAGCAGAGAAAGACGGCAGCAGGAAGGGGGAGGCUGUGUGCCACUCCGCCAGCCCCACCAGGGGCUUCUUCCAUCGGGCUCCGUUCAGCCGGCCCUCCAGCCCCCGCUCCGCUCCAGCCAGGACCUCCAGCUCCAAGAUGAGUCCCAGCUCCCCCAAAACCAUCUUCCCCUACCAGACUGCAGCCCCACAACAGGAUUCACCACCCAAAUCUCAACGCAGGCUGAGCUUCAGUGGGAUCUUCAGGUCGGCCUCCAGAGAAUCGAACCAGCAACCCUCAUCAUCGCCCGUCAGCAUCAAACUGUUCACCCGCAACAGGAGAGACAAGGCCCGAGGUACAGGAGACGUAAAGAUGGAGGAGAAGAAGAGCGAGCGCGGCAGGAAGAAAGAGCGGCGGAAGUCUGAACCCAACAUGGAGGAAGAGGACAGGAAAGACAGGGGGAGGACAGACACAGGCAGAGGGAAAGAAAGGAGGAAGUCUGCAUCGUGGAUGAUGGCGGAGGACAGAGCAGGAGGACAGACGGACAGGAGGCAGCGAGAGGCGGACAGACGGACGUCACGGCGGCGGUCGGAGCCUUGCGGGAUUCUGUAUGUCCAGCUGCUUCCUCUGUCCAACAGGAAGAGGCGGGAGCUGCUGCAGAGACGGACAGGACGCAGGAUGUCCUGCAGCGAGGACGCGGACGGACCAACGGACGAAUUUGGACAGAUGACCAGGGGGAGAUCUGAACCCAUUGGCCCUCUGGGAAAUAAUCCUCCUCAUCCUCCUCCUCGUCAGGAGGAGGUGAGUGUUUUCCGUCUGGAGACAUACCUGACGGAGCCGAAGCGUCCGGAGACCAGGAGGCUGCGCUCCUUCUCUUCACCCCCUGACACCGGACAACGCUCCUCUUCCUCCUGCUGCCAGCCGCCUCUUCCUCUUCUGGCUCCGCCUCUUCCUGUCAGGAGGCUGGUGGAGGUUGCUGACGGCAUGUCGGAGCAGCCGGAUCCUGAUGAUGCCGCCUCAGAGGAGUCGGAGAGAGACAUCUACAUGCGCUUCAUGAAGUGUCACAAGUGUUACGACAUCAUCCCAACCAGCUCCAAACUGGUGGUGUUUGAUACCACACUGCAGGUAAAGAAAGCGUUCUUUGCUCUGGUGGCAAACGGAGUGAGAGCUGCUCCACUGUGGGAGAGCAAGAAACAGAGCUUUGUAGGAAUGUUGACCAUCACAGACUUCAUCAACAUCCUGACCAGAUACUAUAAAUCACCCAUGGUUCAGAUCUACGAGCUGGAGGAACAUAAGAUCGAGACGUGGAGAGAGCUUUACCUUCAGGAGACCUUCAAACCUCUGGUCCACAUCUCACCUGAUGCCAGUAUAUUUGAAGCUGUGUACUCGCUGAUAAAGAAUAAGAUCCAUCGUCUUCCUGUCAUCGAUCCGGUCAGUGGCAACGCUCUCUACAUCCUGACACACAAGAGGAUCCUCAAGUUCCUGCAGCUGUUUGUGUGUGAGAUGCCCAUGCCAGCCUUCAUGAAGCAGACUCUGGAGGAGCUGUGUGUGGGGACGUACACCAACAUCGCCUACAUCCACCCCGACACGCCGCUCAUCACCGCGCUGUCCGUCUUCACACACCGCCGCGUCUCCGCCCUGCCCGUCGUCGACCACAACGGUAGAGUGGUGGAUAUCUACUCCAAGUUUGACGUCAUUAACCUGGCGGCAGAGAAGACAUACAACAACCUGGAUGUGACGGUCACUCAGGCUCUCAGACACAGAUCGCAGUACUUCGAGGGAGUCAUGAAGUGCAACAAACUGGAGACACUGGAAACCAUCGUGGACCGCAUUGUGAAGGCUGAGGUUCACAGGUUGGUUGUUGUAGAUGAGGAAUCUCGCAUUGUUGGCAUCGUCUCUCUGUCUGACAUCCUGCAGGCGCUGGUCCUCACCCCCGCAGGUCUGGGUAGGAAGGAGUCUCUCCCCUCUCAGCCAACAGCCUUGGAGCCUGGUAGAGAGACAGGCUGCGGGGACACUGAUACUGCAGAGACCAGCCAGCAGGGGGAGACAGAGAGGCUGAUGGAGGGGGAGACAGGUGAAGGAGAGCGGGAGGAGGAGGAGGCAGAGAGGCUGAUGGAGGGGGAGACAGAGUCCCUGCAGGGCUAUGAUUGGACAGCUUCUCUGGAGGUGGGAGGGGCAAACAGGUGA
Thunnus maccoyii (southern bluefin tuna) is the source of this 2202-nucleotide messenger RNA. RefSeq names its product 5'-AMP-activated protein kinase subunit gamma-2-like. Bases 10 to 2202 code for a protein of 730 amino acids. The record is from RefSeq and is a predicted model, not a curated record. The transcript is spliced from 18 exons. Lineage: Eukaryota; Metazoa; Chordata; Actinopteri; Scombriformes; Scombridae.